GACCUUUUACAGACUUUAAAAUGUUUUUUUUUUUUUUUUCAUUUAAAAUAAAUUGACAGGCUGGUUGUCUGGUGGUACUAAAGCAAUGAAAUCUGCUGAUGAGGAGUUUGUCAUGGUGGGUGAAGUGUUUGCUCCUGCCAUAUUCCAAUUCUGUGGAGCGACGGCCCAGGAGGUCAACCGAGCCAAAGACUGCGUGACCAGUUGCAUCAUGAAAGAGCAGGCUUCUACUCAGAUCCAGGACCCACUAAUUAGUCGUUUCACCCAGGAGGAUAGAAAUGAGCUUCAGAAUCUGCAGAAGGAACUGACUGUCAGCAUCAGGGUGGAGAGGAGGAACACUGACUCCAUCAUCUCCCUGGAGGGCUUGACUCGAGACGUGUUCAAGGUCGAAGGACGAAUCAGAGAUAUGAUCCGGAAGGCAGAGAGGGAUGACACAACCGGACGAGAGGCCUUUGUGAUUAGCACCAGGGUGAAAUGGCAGUAUGUGGACUUGAACAAUACACCUGUGCCUUUCGACAUGUACACUAACAUGAAAUUAGAGCAGGCCUUCCAGAGUAAAAGGAGAAGAGUGACAAUCAAGAUAGGCAGACAUGAAUAUGAAGCAGAUGUGUUAAGCAGAAUAGCCUCAAAGCCUGGACGGAAGGAUAUAGAACUUAAACGAGUUGAUCAAAAAGAUGAUUCAUCAGUGAGCUUACCUAGUCAUUGGGCUAACAUGAACGCCGGGGAUGUUGAUCAAAUCAAACUUAGUGCAAGCAGCACUGAAUACGCGGAGGUUGAGAAGGAGUUCAGGAGAACUGGCCUAGCAUCAACAAUAAUUCAGAUUGAGAGAGUCCAGAACAGCACACUUUGGAUGAUCUACAUGAUAAAAAAAAACCAGUUUGAUCAGAAGAACAGCCACACAAAUAAUGAGAGAAAGCUUUUCCAUGGCACAAGUGCUGAUACGACAGACCAGAUAAAUCGUUCCGGGUUUAACCGGAGUUUUGCUGGGAGUGCAGUUGGUAUGGUCUUCUUUCAUUACUUUCAACAUCGGACACAGCUGUAUUUUGAUCAUUAACCUGUUACAUGCAAAUAAUGCUUGUGUGUGACUAUCCAGAACUCUUAAAGUAGCGGGUAAGCUAACUAGCCUGCUGUCUUUUACUAUUUUGUGAACCUUGAAUUGAAUGGAAAUCAAAGGCACAAUGGUAGUUACAAGCAACUAGCUUUCCAUCUUAAAUGUAGGAAUAUUGCAACACAUCUGAACAGUAAACUAAUGUCAUAGUGCUGCUCUCAAAACACAGCCCUUUGUGUUUUACAGUACUGAGAGACACGUGCAGAAAUAUAAUGCAUUUUGUGUGGGAAAUCCUCUGUGGUUAGCCUAGAUGGAUAGAAGUACAGUCUUUGCACAAUCCAGCUUGCUUAAAAAUUAACAAAAUGUUAUUUCUUAGCAUUAUGUUAAUUUGGUAGUUGUAAACCAUUUUAAAGUAUGCUUUUGUGGGCAGCUUGUUUUGACAACAAUAAUCUUCAUCAAGUAAUUUUGAUGACUUAAAGUAAUGUUAGGAACACAGAAACAUAUCUGUCUUUCCCAGUAGCCACUGAGGUUAUUCACAAUAAAGUUUUGUUUUCUCGGUCAGAAACCCUCUUAAAAUGUAAAGAAAAAGGGUUUUACAUCUAUUCAGCUUUUAAUAGUGCCAGCUUUGCUGUUGUUGUUAACAAGGCAAGUGUGUUGGUUGUUAGCUAGUUAGCUUCCAAGUUUUAAACAAAAACUUAAAUGUGGUUGGUUGCACAAUGAAGGGGAAAUAGGCAGGGAUAAUUUCUUCAAAUUUUCUAACCUUUGACUUCUGUUUAAUUUUAAUCCAGAGAUUUCAGUCAGAUGUAGUUUUUAUUAUUGCUUUAUAACUUACUUAAUUCAAAAAUACAAAAUAUAAAUUUCAGAGCAGAUAUUUUGCAAUGCACAAUACAUUUUCAGCCCUCUUGCAUCAGCUUUUGUCAUAGCACAAACACAUGGAUGUCUACGAAACCUAAUGCAAUGCUUAAGUCCCUGAUAUUGUAGUGUUAGGUUGAACCUAAGUGAAUUAGAUGGCAAUAGCGCUCCAAAAAGGACCUUAUUUGUACGGACAUGGUCCUUCUUUUCAAAGCGAAAUUACUUAGCUUACAUUAACUCUAUUUUUCCUUUUCACAGGUGCUUUGUAUGGAAAUGGCACCUAUUUUGCUGUUGAUCCCCAAUACUCAGCCAGAGGCUAUGCCAAACCUGAUAGAUCGGGACACAAGCGCAUGUACCUGGCAAGAGUUUUGGUCGGAGACUACACUCAAGGAGUAAGUGGCCUGCUAGCACCUCCUGCCCGAAACACUAGGAGAGCUGACUUGUUUGACAGCGUGACAGAUAAUAUGGCAAACCCCACCAUGUUUGUCGUCUUCAAUGAUGUUCAGGCCUAUCCUGAGUACAUCAUCACAUUUCAGUGAGAUACAUUUAUCUACUGUCUGUAUGAACAUGUUAUUCGAUAUGAAGGAAAAACAAAAUCCUUCACUAAAGAUGAUUAGUGAGCAUUUAAGCUUUAAAUAAUAUUGAAAAUGGAGUGAAAUUGCAGUCAUAGAAAUUAGGUACGUUUUUCUUUUCUUAUUCGACUUAAAAGAUUGUAUGCGUUUCCUAUUCAAACGUUCAAAAUUUGCCUACAAAAUUGGAUGGAAACCCGUCCGGCUACUGUUUGUCUUUUCAGAAUCAGCUCUUGGUUUGAUUAUGUGUACGUUGUUGCCUGUGUUAAAUUGUAAUUUUUUUCCAAAAUGAUGAAUCUACAUGUAUGGUGUUGCUGACGGGUCUGGACUUUUCAUGGUGAUAUUAUAUGUGUUGUCCAAUAA
This is a messenger RNA of Clupea harengus (Atlantic herring), 2829 nucleotides long. RefSeq names its product protein mono-ADP-ribosyltransferase PARP14-like. The transcript has 3 exons. Gene Ontology annotation, cellular component: cytoplasm; nucleus. Bases 86 to 1051 code for a protein of 321 amino acids. NCBI's taxonomy places the organism in Eukaryota, Metazoa, Chordata, Actinopteri, Clupeiformes, Clupeidae. The record is from RefSeq and is a predicted model, not a curated record. Gene Ontology annotation, biological process: protein poly-ADP-ribosylation; negative regulation of gene expression. Gene Ontology annotation, molecular function: nucleic acid binding; transcription corepressor activity; NAD+ poly-ADP-ribosyltransferase activity.